Messenger RNA from Xylaria bambusicola, 865 nucleotides. RefSeq lists its product as uncharacterized. The coding region runs from base 176 to 637 and encodes 153 amino acids. The record is from RefSeq and is a predicted model, not a curated record. NCBI's taxonomy places the organism in Eukaryota, Fungi, Ascomycota, Sordariomycetes, Xylariales, Xylariaceae. The transcript has a single exon.
AAGCAGCAGCAGCAGCAGCAUCCAUCUGAUCUCGAAGGAAUCGGUAGGUACUUUGAGAUGCAUCGGUUCACAGAGCCAGACCAGCUAGCUAACUAGCUACCAAUGCCUUAUACUAUCGGGAUGUGAAUAUACUGAGUAGAAACCUUGUGAAUAUGGGAAGUGAAGUGCACAUCAGAUGGCCAGCGCAGCCCCUCUCGUGGUGGGAAGCGACAGCACUGCUGCAAAGCAAAAGCCCUCUGAGCGAACGACAGCAAGACAAGCCCGUGGCGAUGCGACACCGCUUUGUCUCAUUGCUGUCUUGCCCAGCCCCUUGGUUCUGGAUCUGACUUGCAGUUGUGGUCCUCUGCACUUGUUUGGAUCAUUCGAGAAGCCUUGUAAUGGCUUUCGAGUCGAGUCUUGUCUUGUCUUUUUCUGUGUCUCUUGUCUCUUGUCUCUUGUCUCUUGUCUUUUUUUGGCCUUCAACCCCCGUCCCAGAACAGAGCUUUUGUUACCACAGCUAUGCAGGGGCUUGUGGUCGUGGGGGGGUUUCUACAGUCAAACACCCUUGAACGAAAGAAGAGAGGGGAAGCACUUGAGGCCGCUCUGCUUUUUCAACAUAGCACGGCUGGGUAUCUCAGGUAGGUAUGUAGGUUGGUAGGCAUAGAUACCAGGAAAUCAACGCAGUGUUGGUGGUACUGCAGGUAGAUAGAUGCUUCUCACUUCCUCGACCCUUGAGUCGUCUUUCUACGAAGUACUGUAAGUAACCCCCGCCGGUCUCCCCGCUCUCCCUCCCGUCGAAAAGGUCGACGUCGUGCCAGGGACUUUGCUGGGUUUGUCUUGUCUUGGCGCCUCUUCAGGGAAAUCUAGUCAGGGGUGGCCACUUGAC